AUGCUCACGUCACAGCUGUUCGGACUGAUAUGCUACGUGCUCACUUACGUGCGGUACGUGAGAGAUAACUCAUUGUCGAACGUGAUACUCUCGGUUCUGGUCGUGGUCAUAUCCCAAGUCCUUCAUCAGAUGGUCACUAUGUACUACAAGAAAUCUCAAAGGGCAGAUCAAGGGCAGGAGCAGCAAGACGAGCUGUCCACUAUCUUCAAGAUUCUUCUCAAAUGUCUGAAGUACUUUCAAGCUAUAUUUGCCGUGCAAUUCGUGGCAGCCUUGCUGUACCACUCAACUCUGGACAUCGAGAAAGACGUGUGUUCUUGGAAGCAAGGUUACAUUUUCACCGACAUCAUCGGGGAGUUUGAUUGCGGACGGGGUGGAAAGUGGGCGCUAUUCGCUCUAGACACAGCUCUCUUGCUGUGCCAGCUUCUCACGUUCAAUGAGUGCUUCACAGUGAGCGGAAGGGAUCCCAGCGAAACCGUACGAGAGGCGAGCAUGGAGGGCUUCAACCCUCAUGAAUUUGGUGUCCUCAGCAUCCUUCGAUUCGACUCGUUCGGCGUCCACGACCAGGAACUGGUGUUCACCAGCGAGCAAAACCGCUUGGGCUCGCAGGCCAACAAAGUACGCUACGGGAGCGUUUUGACACGUGAUUUAUAA
This is a messenger RNA of Lachancea meyersii CBS 8951, 651 nucleotides long. Lineage: Eukaryota; Fungi; Ascomycota; Saccharomycetes; Saccharomycetales; Saccharomycetaceae. The record is from the annotation of a GenBank genome assembly.